Messenger RNA from Phycodurus eques (leafy seadragon), 3380 nucleotides. It is a transcript of the gene fndc5b, whose product is annotated as fibronectin type III domain containing 5b. The transcript is spliced from 6 exons. The coding region runs from base 206 to 877 and encodes 223 amino acids. The record is from RefSeq and is a predicted model, not a curated record. Lineage: Eukaryota; Metazoa; Chordata; Actinopteri; Syngnathiformes; Syngnathidae. Gene Ontology annotation, molecular function: protein binding.
GUGAGUGACUGCGCCACUUCCAUUCUCUUUACUCUCAGUGCUACGUUCCAACAGCCGGACACGCCUCUUCCUCCUCCUCAUUAUCAUCCUCAUCAUCCUCCCGUGCUCCUCGUUACCCUCCUGCUGCGUCGAGCCUCAGUCGACGUCUAUGCCUCAAACACAGGCAGCUCGGGAUGUUGCGUGCUUCCCACGGGAGAUGCUCUAAAUGGGACACGCAGCGUGGAAAGACACGCUAGAAGAAGAAGAAGAAAACGCGGGAGGGAUGCUUCGGUCUUGGUGGUGGUCUGUGAUCCUGCUUGGCUUCGUCUCUGUGUCCCCCGUUAGUGCUGAUGCCCCGCUGUCAUCUCCGCUCAAUGUGACCAUUAAGGAGAUUGAGGUCAAUUCGGCCGUGGUCUCAUGGGAGACUUUGGAGGGAGACCCCGUCAUCGGAUUCGCCAUCACUCAACAGAAGAAGGACGUGCGCAUGCUGCGGUUCAUCCAGGAGGUGAACACCACCACACGCUCCUGUACCUUGUGGGGUCUGGACGAGGACACGGAGUACAUAGUCCACGUUCAGAGUAUAAGCAUGAGUGGGAGCAGUCCCCCCAGUGAUCCCGUUCUUUUCCGAACCCCCAAAGAAACAGAGAAGUUGGCGUCCAAGAGUCCAGACGAGAUCACAUUGGAGGAAAUGGGCCAGGCCGCUCAGCUCCGGGCUGGCGAAGUCAUCAUCAUCGCAGUGGUUCUUGUCAUGUGGGCAGGUGUGAUUGCGCUGUUCUGUCGUCAGUAUGACAUCAUCAAAGACAACGAGCCCAAUAACAACAAAGACAAGGCCAAGAACUCGUCAGAGUGCAGCACUCCUGAGCAUCCACAGGGUGGGCUCCUGCGCAGUAACGUUUAACAUCCACUCUCCAUCUGCCGACCCUGCAAUAACUUAACCCCCUCAAUCCUCAGGACAGAGCGUGAGAGGCAUUCUGCAACCAAAAAUGCUGGAAUACAGAUUCAAUGUUCAACUCCACUUGGCACAAUGAAGAAUUGUUGGAAAAAUCAAAGGCUUCUAACAAGGGGAACAAUGGAGGAUAAAUCACGUUUUGUUGCGAUCAAAAGCAGCCCUUCCUGUGGAUAUAUUUGACUUGCUUCCAAAAGCCAAUUCCUGAUUGGCCCAUCUGUUGUUUUUUUGGGCCGUUGCCCUCGAUUCGCCUUUGUAUCACCACCACUUUGGGUGAUGCAUGUCCUCGCCAUCUUUCUGGCUUGUAGGCGCCCUUGACAUUUCAGGAAUAAAAUGUGACAAGGUUUUUUACAGCACACCGUAUUUCCCACAACGGCCGUGACUCACGCAAAUUCUGAGGAUCGUUAAGGGAUUCCGUCAUAAAGAUUUUAAAAGUGACCUCUCACUACUUUUUAAACGAGCUUCCAUGCACUUUAAUGUCCAGAAGUUAACUUCUACACUCAUCAAAUUUUAAAUGGCCCUGGAUUGGAUGCAAAAUGACAGAGGCUGACUGUGCUUUAGUUGCGAUACGGCAUGUUGUAGGUAUAGGGAUGGGAAUAAUGCAUACAUAAUGUGCAUAAUGGACAAGGCGGCCACAUGCAGGCAGAGGGGAAAAAAACAAUGAAGGACAAUGAUUAAAGUUUCAGGCCAAGAUGCAUCGAAGAAUGGUCAUUUGAGGUUGAGCUUGUUUUUUUGUUUGUUUGGUUUUUUUUACAUUGUGGCAUUGAGAUGAUAAAACACUAUGCUAUCUACAGUAUAUUUGUGUAUGAAUUAUUGUUCUUUAGUGAAACCAAAUGUAUUUACAAAAGCCAGUGGAGAAUUGUGCUGUGAGAAUUCCAAUCUAUACCAAAUAAUAUUCACUUAUACUGUACCAGUGGCAUUGUUAGGCUGAAGCCCCCCUAAUGUUUAGGUUGUUUGUGGUUAUUCAAAAAUGUAUGUGUAUUAUUGUUUGAAUGGACGUGUUUGGACAGAUGGAAAACUUAGAUCAGCGCCCCGCCCCCCGCUGACAAAAUAAUUAUCGGCAGUGCAACACUCCUGGGGGCCCACCAAUCACUUAAUCAUUAGUGACGCCCCUGUUUUUCACAGUUAUGUUGACACUUAAUUUACGAAACAAAUACAACAACGAAAAUGUUUUAAUAUUUAGUUGUUUUACUAAUGCACCCUAGUUGUUCUACUAGUGGCCUGAAUUGUCUUACUAGUGAGGGCAAAGAGCGUACUCGUACAUAGACAAUUCAGUGCACUAGUAGAACAACUGGGGCGUGAGAGCCACUCUACGAGUACAUCCUAGUUGUUCUACUAGUAUGCAUAAUUAUCAUACAUUCGUGGAAAAAUUCACUAGUACACAUAAUUAUUCCAAUAAUGCGCGCUAGUUGUUCUUCUCGUGUGCAUAAUUGUCAUACAGUAGUGGAAAAAAGUCACUAAUAAGACAAGUGCACUCGAGCUGCUGUACCAAUGUGUACGAGUGUCAUUCUCCGUGUUCUACUAGUCUGCCCUAGUCAUUCCACUAGUGUGUGUCUUACUAGUGAGGGCAAAGAGAAAACUCGUACAUGGUCAAGCACUAGUGGGCGAUCCAAAAAUGCUCGAACGUCUUCUCAUAUCUUCCUCUUAUACUUUGUGUUGUAUCUCUCUGACUCCCAACGCAGCCUCCCUCCCUCCCGUUUCUCAUUAUCUCCACUCCCAGCCCCGACUCCCAUUAGUCCGCCUUCUCCGGCGUCCGCAUCAGCGUUUUUUCGCCUCAUUUGCCCUCACUGCCGACGCCUGUGUCCUUUUGAUUGUUUGUCACACUUUGCCUCAACACCGCCUGGCCAGGUUGUUGUCAAUAAAAUCUGUCUUGGCAAAGAGAAGUGUAAUACUAUGUUUAUUAUUGUGAUGGUCGUGUGCAGUGGUGUAGAACUGCAUCUUAUAUCUGUCAAGGCACAAUUUUGUCUUGUGUUCCUAAUGUUGUGGCUGAUGAGUGUGAUUUAUUUCUUUUAUUUUUUUUCCAGCUUUUGAAUGAACCUCACUUUUGUCCCACUACAAAAUUGUUGAACGGAACACCUGUAAAAUCGAUUGUUGCUUAAUUGUCUGAAAGCAAUUGCGGCAAAAUGGAGUGCACUGUUUUUGUAUAAAUAAAAUCUUUUUUUCAUUUUUUAGAAAAACAAUGUUCAAUUGUUUAAACAAUUGCUGUUAAAAAAAGUAUAUAUACAUUCCAUCUACAAAUUAAGUUCAGUUACAAAAAAUUGAUCAUUAAUUUUCUCCAUUGUCAAGUGAGGAAAUUAAGUCAAAUGGCCGUCCUAUUUUCCAGGAAAAUGUGAAUGUUCAAGUAUGUAUCACAUAUGUAUUAUCAAGAAAUAAAUAUUUUCAAUGUACUCGUUUAUGGCGCUGUUCGUUAAUCGUGGCCGGGGGGGCAUUUGUUUACACCGCUGCAGUCCAUUAC